Mauremys reevesii (Reeves's turtle) is the source of this 3612-nucleotide messenger RNA. It is a transcript of the gene SUGCT, whose product is annotated as succinyl-CoA:glutarate-CoA transferase. The coding region runs from base 621 to 1760 and encodes 379 amino acids. NCBI's taxonomy places the organism in Eukaryota, Metazoa, Chordata, Testudines, Geoemydidae. The record is from RefSeq and is a predicted model, not a curated record. The transcript has 14 exons. Gene Ontology annotation, molecular function: catalytic activity.
GAAAGUGCGCAACCGCCUCGGCUAAGCACCAGCGACACGGCGCGUGCGCGGCGUGCUGCGACGCUGCUCGCUGGGGCCCGACGCGCCCUGUGCCGCGGCCAGGAGGUUCCGGGUUCGGCGGUUCCGGGGAGGGGGAACAGAAUGCACGACACCAGCGUCCCCCCCAGCAUCAUUGAGGGCACUCUGGGCACCGGGGUCCCUGGGGAGGAGGAGGCACCCAGACAUGGUGCCGCACAGCGGGGCGGGCAAGGUUUGGCUGAAGACGCCGAAGGUGAAGCCCUCCUCUGAGGAGAAGGCCCCUCGUGUUCUCGCUGCUGGCUCCGCAUGGACGGCGAAGUCCCAUCCCCAAAGCAGACUGUAGUCAUUAACCCGCCUUGGGUUCCAGGCAGGGUAGUGCCUUGUGGCUGGGCCUACCCGACACUCCCCCCACCUGUGUUUGAUCAAUUCGAAUAAAUAUAUAAACAUCCGAGGCACUUAGAUCAGCCCCUGUUUUGAACAGAUUUAGGAAGGAAAAGGGACCAGAGGGAGAGCUCCCUGGCUUGGGUGCUAAUAAGGUGAAGCCGCUAGAAGGUGUGAAAAUUCUUGAUCUAACAAGGGUACUUGCAGGACCCUUUGCAACAAUGAAUUUAGGAGACCUAGGAGCAGAAGUUAUUAAAGUGGAAAGACCAGGAGUUGGAGAUGACACAAGAGCCUGGGGACCACCUUUUGUUGGAACAGAAAGCAUUUAUUUUCUCAGUGUAAAUCGAAAUAAAAAGAGUAUAGCUGUCAAUAUGAAAAAUCCAAAAGGAGCAAAGAUAAUCAGAGAGCUUGCAGCUGUGUCUGAUGUUUUUGUGGAAAAUUAUGUCCCUGGGAAACUUGCUGAAAUGGGCCUGGGGUACGAAGACAUUAACAAGAUUGCUCCUCACGUUGUGUACUGUUCAAUAACAGGUUAUGGUCAGACUGGUCCAGUGUUUCAGCGAGCAGGUUAUGACUCUGUUGCAGCGGCUGUUUCUGGUCUUAUGCAUAUCACAGGACCGGAGGAUGGUGAUCCAGUUAGGCCAGGAGUAGCCAUGACAGACCUUGCUACAGGGCUGUACACGUAUGGAGCAAUCAUGGCCGGCCUGCUUCAAAGAUAUAAAACUGGGAAGGGACUUCACAUUGACUGCAAUCUAUUGUCAUCUCAGGUUGCAUGUCUUACCCAUAUAGCAGCUAAUUACCUUAAUUGCAAAAUGGAAGCAAAGCGGUGGGGUACUGCUCAUGGCAGUAUUGUUCCUUAUCAGGCUUUCAAAACUAAGGAUGGCUACCUGGUGGUGGGAGCUGGGAAUGAUCAGCAAUUUGUCACCGUGUGCAAGAUCCUGAAUUUGCUUGAAGUUAGUAAAGAUUCCAGAUAUAAAACUAACAAACUCCGAGUGCAGAACAGGAAAGAGCUUAUUGAAAUAUUAUCAGCCCGGUUUUCAGAAAAAAUGACCACCAAAUGGCUUGAACUCUUUGAAGGUAGUGGUGUUCCAUAUGGUCCAAUCAACAGUAUGCAGCAAGUAUUCUCGGAUCCUCAGGUGCUGCACAAUGGACUUAUCAUGGAAAUGGAUCAUCCAACAGUAGGGAAGAUAGCUGUUCCAGGCCCAGCUGUCAGAUACAGUGAAUUCAGUGCAUCAAAGCCCAAGCCUCCACCUCUUGUUGGACAGCACACUGUGGAGGUACUGAAGGGUGCACUGGGGUAUGAGGACAAAGCCAUCGAGGAACUUCUUGGGACUGGCGCAGUUGUUCAGCAUGAAGUCAAGUGAAGAGCUUUAACUCUAAUCUGUCAUGCUGAGUUUAUGUUGCUUGUUCUUCUCUUGGAUCCCUUCAUGUCUCCCAAGGAAAUUCAAAGGAGGAGACAUCAUUUAAUUCUUAAUUUUCUUCCUUGUGUUUGGAAUAGAUCUAACACUGACAUAUCAACUAAAGCAAUCUGGUAUUUACUGCAUGAAAGAAAUGUUUUUUGGGGGGUAAAUGUUCCGAUUACAGAAUCCUAUGUGGCGAAUCAUUUCCUAUAUUUUUAUCUGGGGAAUGUAAUUCUUAUCUUAAUCAUGAUAAUUGCCCAAAUGUUUGUCCCCUGUGAAAAGAAUCAGAUCCUUGAAACACUUGCAUGCUGUGAUCUCCAUUUGCACAUAAGCUACUUUUUAAAACAGUUUAGCAUGAAAUCAAAGUUGUGAGCAAAUUGAUGGCCCCUGUGAUUGAUUUUAAACAGAAUUCUGAGUGCAUGAGCUCUUUGUUAAUCUCUAAUUUAAAACAUGGUUGAAGUGCCUAUUGUAAAACUGACUUCUAUUCCCAUGUUCAGUUGUGUAAAUAUUUGCUUUACAUUACAUAGUAUUGUUAUGGCAAUCCCGGAGUGUGUAGCAGAAAUAAACCUCAACUGUUGCAUUUUGCCAGUUACGUAAAAAGCAUUUUCCAAACCCAGUUGAGAGUCAAAACAUAAAUGAAUGGUACUGGUCUUUUGUGAUUUUUAUUUGGUGAGGCUCUCUGUAUUUUUAACUGGACAUGGAGCCAAACCAGAACCACAUAGCUGAACACCAUGUUUGGAGGAAGUUUGGGUAUGGCUCUGUGUGCUAGGGGCUGCUCCACAUCUCUUUAAUGGCCAUGACCUCAAUUCCAUUUUACUAGGAGGGAAAUUUAGAUCCGAAUCCAAAUUUUUGGCUCAGGCCUAUGUCUAUAGUUAAAACAGAGCCAGAUUCUACCAGCCUUGGUCAAAUUCAGUGCAGUAAGGAGUAAGGUGUUACUAUUAUGAAUAAGGGUGAAAGAAUCUGGCCCAUAAUAAAUACCAAGCAAGAGAUUAAAUAAAAGCCACUUCUUCUAUACAAACCAAUUUGGCAGUUCUUCAGCCACAGAAGAAAUGCCAUGCCUCAGUAUCCAAGCAUAUAAUUUACAACUAAAGAAAACUCUGCAUGGGAAGGUUCUAAACUUUGUUGUGUGCAUCAGUGGAGUGAGGCAAUGCCAUUUUAUUCCUAGAACAAAAUAAAACUAACUGAAACUGACAUUCGGCAAAUAAUGUCCAUAUUUUUCCCGAUGUAUCGGAAACAGGCCUGGCAUUAUAACUAGCCUGUCACUUUGUUUCCACUUUAACAAACAACAUCCUCUGUAUUACAUUUGAACUUCACAACUGUAUAUUACCUUCUGGGAACAAAAAACGCUAUUACGUAACCAAGUUGAAAUGCACAUUGCUGUUGCUCGUUUUUGAAGCUCCGUGUUUUUGGUUCAUUUGCUUGCUUGUUUUGUGUGUUUUGUUGUGUUCUCUCUUUUCAGAUCUUCUCCUAAUCAUUAUUUUUUUUGUAUUGCAUUCCUGGCACCAGACCUAACACUCUGCUCAUAUGUUAAAGGCAUAAGGAGAUUCUGGACUAGUGACUUCCUAAAUAAAUAUAGAGCCAAAUGAACAGGGAGACCAUAGGGAUAGAACUAGGAUCUGGGGAAAGGGUUGCUAGGCAUUACCAUGUAAUCCACCUUUAAUUCAAGAGAAUCAGCCAGUUUACUGAGAGAAACAAUGGUUUGAAGUGAGCUUCAGAUAAAAUGGAUGAUCUAGUACUAAACUGAGUUUUGUUUAUUGCUGCAAACUAUUUCACACUAUCAAAUCAUGUUUACAAAUAAAUGUGUUGUUUUCACUUA